Messenger RNA from Tachysurus vachellii, 5017 nucleotides. RefSeq names its product cartilage intermediate layer protein 2 (gene cilp2). Lineage: Eukaryota; Metazoa; Chordata; Actinopteri; Siluriformes; Bagridae. The record is from RefSeq and is a predicted model, not a curated record. Bases 127 to 3897 code for a protein of 1256 amino acids. The transcript has 10 exons.
UGAAGGUCAGAGAAAAGGCACCUGUGUAAUUUUCUUGUCAAGUCAUUCCGAGGACUUGAGACAAACAACGUUUUCUGGUUUGCAGUGAUUUCAGCCGGACAGGCUGCUGAACAUAAGAUUGGCACAAUGAGGAAGUGGACGUGGGUGUCACUGGUACUGUGCACCCUCUUUACUCUGGCCCUGGCACAAGGUUCUAGCUGGAACAGCUCACAGCUACGAAAGUUGAGCCAUAGGAACAGGAACACGAAGCUAACAUACAACAACAUCCUUGAACCUCAGACCACAGGAGUGACAGAGUGGACAUCCUGGUUCAACAUUGACCAUCCUGGUGGUAAUGGGGACUAUGAGAGGCUAGAGGCUAUUCGAUUUUAUUACCGAGAGAGAGUGUGUGUCCGGCCUGUUGCCAUGGAGGUCCGUACCACUGACUGGGUAUCUGCGUCAGACACCGGGGAGGUGGUACAUUCCAGUCUAGAGAAAGGUUUCUGGUGCAUUAAUAAAGAACAACCAUAUGGACGCAUCUGCUCCAACUACCACGUGCGAUUCCAGUGUCCACCAGUUCAAACAUACUGGACAAACUGGAGUGAGUGGGGUCCUUGUUCAACCACUGCUUGUAAUGACGUAGGCAUUCAAGUUCGUAGACGGAAAUGCAUGAGCACACAGCCUCUGUCCAAGCUGGCCACACCAACCUGCCCAGGCCCUCAUACUGAGCGGAGAGAGUGCUCUACUCCAGCAUGUCAAGCCAAGUGGAAUGAGUGGGGGAAGUGGAGCACUUGCUCAGUGACCUGUGGGAAAGGGCGGAGAACCAGACGGAGAACAUGUAACAAAUCAUCUGACACAAUCCGCUGCAAAGGACGACCAGUGGAAGUCCAGAAGUGUGGAAAUACCCCAUGUCCAGCGGUGUGUCAACUCGUGUGUCCUGUGGGACACCCAAAUAAGGAGUGCAGCCACUGUGUUUGUGAGGGACAGACAUUACGGGGGGAAAUCCUGAGUGUGACUGGAGUUCCGGUGUCUGGAGCUAGUGUGGCUGUGGCGGACCAGCCAAAUGUUACCCGUGCCCAGACAGAUGAUAACGGUUUGCUCAAGAUCUAUGGCAUGUGCUCAAGCCCCGAGACUCGGCUUCUCAUCAGCAAGGAAAAAUUUGCUCCAGCCACUGUCCCUGUUUUCAGGAAUAGCAGUAGAAACCUCUGGGUACGAGCUUUUCUCAGGUCCUCAGAGAAGCCAUACAUUGUUAAACAUCCCGAAGACAAAGCACGAUAUGAAGGACAACGUGUGACUCUUUGCUGCAAAGCAGCAGGAACCCCUAUACCUGAUAAAUAUUACUGGUAUCACAAUGGAACUUUGCUGGACCAGAAACUAUACAAGAAUGAAUUAGACUUGGUUUUGCGUGAUCUGAAACCAGAACACACUGGGAUGUAUUAUUGCAAAGCCAACAGCCUUACAGGAACUAUUAAGUCCAGUCCUGCAUUUCUGACUGUUUUAGCCAAAGGAACUCCAGCAUGUAAUUCUACACCUGAAAGUCACCUGAUUAAACUGCCUGUAGACUGCAAACAGUCAGGCACAAAAUCCAAGUGGUAUAAUGCUGGUCGCUGUGCAAACAACAAAUGUCCUGGGUCACUGGACUUUGACCUACGAUGCAAAGAUUCAUCUAGUUUCUGCUGUGGGGUUAAGGAAAUGGAAACAAAGGACAUUGACUGUGGCAGCUACAUUCUUCCAAUAAAGGUUGUGACUGAAUGCGGCUGUCAAAAAUGUGUCCAACCCAAAAUUCUGGUACGGGGUAGAGUGGUUGCUGCAGAUAAUAGUGAGCCCUUAAGAUUUGGACAUAUUUUCAUUGGAAAGGAACGAAUAGGAAUCACUGGUUAUCAAGGUGGGUUCACAAUUCAGGUAUCCAGUGACACUCAGCGGCUGGUAGUGAACUUUGUGGACCCAUCCCAAAAGUUCUUAGAUACUCUCAAAGUGUUUGUUUUUGAUAAGAAGGGUGGUUCAGUUUACCAUGAUGUAAAAGUAAUGCGAAAGCAGGAACCAAUUGACAUCAACGCGGCAGAAAGCAAUACUAUUUAUCUGGGUGAAAUAAAAGGGGAGGAUCCCAUCGGUCAGCUGGUUAUACCUCCAAACUCAUUCCACAAAGACACUGGGGAAAUGUAUGAAGGCACAGUUAAAGCAAGUGUCACUUUCUUUGAUCCGCGCAAUGUCACAACAGCUGCAGCUAUUCCAGGAGACUUGAACUUUGUGGGUGAUGAAGGUGAUGUGCUUCCUUUGAGGACAUAUGGGAUGUUUUCUCUUGAUUUUAGAGAUGAGGCAAAUCAGGAGAUCCUUGGAGCUGGUGAAGUCCAGGUUCUUCUUGACACUGAACAUGUCAAAAUGCCAGAGCAUAUACCUACUAUGAAACUGUGGUCUCUCAAUCCAGUCACAGGUAUCUGGGAGGAAGAGAGUAAUUUUCAACCUACUCAGGUUACCACUGAAGGAAAUGGGAGGAAAAAAAGAGAGGAGCGCACAUUCCUGAUAGGAAACAUGGAAAUCAGAGAGCGCAGACUGUUCAACUUAGAUGUACCAGAAAAUCGCCGCUGCUAUGUCAAGGUUCGGGCAUACAUGAGUGAAAAAUUCUUGCCUACUGAGCAACUUGAAGGCGUGGUGAUCAAUCUUAUAAACCUGGAGCCCAGGCCUGGAUACUCAUCAAAUCCUAGAGCUUGGGGACGUUUUGACAGUGUGAUAACAGGACCGAAUGGAGCUUGUCUUCCAGCCUUCUGUGAUGCCCAGAGAACUGAUGCAUACACAGCCUAUGUCACAGCCACAAUGGGAGGUGAAGAGCUUGAAGCAGCCCCAUCGACACCAAAAAUGAAUCCUAACAUCAUUGGCGUAUUACAACCGUACUUAGACAAAUUAGAUUAUCAGCGAUCAGAUCAUGAUGAUCCAGCACUCAAAAAAACUGCUUUUAGAAUAAAUUUAGCCAAGCCAAAUCCAAAUAAUCUGGAUGAAACCAAUGGACCAAUAUAUCCUUAUCAAAGUCUAAUUUCGUGUGAAAACGCACCCAUUGAUGCAAAUCAUUUCCGAUUCUUCCGUGUGGAGAAAGACAAAUAUGAGUAUAAUGUGGUACCUUUUCAGGAGAAUGAUCUCACAACUUGGACUGGGGACUACCUGUCAUGGUGGCCAAACCCACAGGAGUUCAGGGCUUGCUAUGUCAAAGUUAAGAUACACGGGGAAACAGAAGUAAUGGUUAGGUCAAAAAACUUUGGUGGCACACAUCCUCAGACCAGGGGUCAGUUGUAUGGAAUUAGGGACAUACGCAGCACUCGUGACUUGAACCAUCCUAACACCUCUGCUGCUUGCUUGGAGUUCAAAUGCAGUGGAAUGCUUUUUGACCAAGGUGCUGUUGACCGGUCUCUAAUUACUGUCCUUCCACAAGGGAACUGUCGGCGAAUAGGUAUUAACAGUCUUCUGCAAGAGUACCUUACAAAGCACCCACCUCUUCUACAAAACAAUGAAUCUCAUGCAUUUACCAUGUUAGCUCCUGUGGACCCGCUAGGCCAUAACUAUGGAAUAUACACUGUUACAGACCAGAACCCCCGCAUUGCAAAAGAGAUUGCCAUAGGACGCUGCUUUGAUGGUACCUCGGAUGGUUUCUCAAGGGAGAUGAAAUCAGAUUCUGGAGUGGCUCUAACCUUCAGUUGCCCAAAAAGAACUGUAAACCGUGAGAGCCUGUUUCAGCGCUUGCAAACAAAUCCUGGACAAACGUUGGCACAAAUGGCUCGGGGCAUGAGGGAAUCACAAGGAACACAGGUCAGAAGAGGGUCAGCACAGGUGGUGGCGUAUCCAUCUGAGCAACAGGGCAGGAUGCAGAGCCGCAGAGUUAGCAGCAGCAGCAGGAGAAGGACUGCUACACGGACUCAACAGAGGCAGUAGACCUGCCUAAAUUUUUUUGGGAAGAUACUGGCUGAAGACACUCACAGAGAUGAUGGAAAUGCCAAACUCGGUCAGUCUGGAUAUUAGAUACUCAGUGUUUUCUGAGCCAAAUUCCAUUAUUUGUUAUAAACUCACUCUGGACAUGUUCUAUCCAGGUUUCUGAAGGGAACCAUCAUUACCAUGCUUCAUCAUUCCCCCAAAAGUACUUGAUAUAAUAAGAAAUGUCUCUAAUGUUCAGGCUGUACACUUUUAUUUAUUACAGUUCUCAAACAUUAAAAAUGCACGUGCAUUGUUUAAAACUUUUUGGAUCUUACAUAUCCAAAAAGUAAAUUUCAAUCAUUUAAGUUUAAGAUCAACAUAAUCAUAACUACUUUAUGAUCUUAUAUGUACAUAAAGAAGGCUCCUGCUAUUCUGUUACAGGUAUUCACUGUAGGAGUGGUGCAUGUGGUUUAGUGGACGAGAGCCUUAAUGAAGUAGAGUCAAUGCUAGUCUGGCUGCCCCUUUUUCCAAAUUAGCAAAAUAAUACCUCAAAUGUAACUCAAGCAUACUUCAGUUUGACCAAAGAAUGAAUAAACUAAGCCAAAGAAAGCAAAUCGCACUGGCAGCCUAAACAGAACCUGUGUUGAUACUUUGGACAGCAUAACUGAAUAAUACAAUAGCCCUUGGUUUGAAAUUAUGAUAUUUCCAUUUUUAGACUCCAAACUACCUCCUGAAUAUUUUCAACAGAAUUUGAGUCAAAGCAAUAAAAUUUUAAGUAUUGUUUAAAAUUCUACAUUGCUUUAAUCAUAACAGUACAGUGUAGCAUGGUCAAUCCAAUAGUUUGUAUAUAAGUUAUAGUAUAUUAUUUCUUAUGGGUGUCUGUCUGUCUGUCUGUCUGUCUCUUGACGUGCAAUAAUUCUGACAAUGACUUGAGAGCCCUAACCAAAUAAAAUCUGCCAUGUGUGUUAGGACUGUUAAAAGUUGGGCUGAUCUCUAUGCAAGUUUAAGUUCUGUUUUACAAAAUAUGUAUUGCCAGCUUUCUAACUAUUUCUAAGGAAUCUUAACAUCCUACAAGACCUAAGCAACUUUUCUUAAGUGUGUUCUUUUGAUGGACAUUUUGCAAAAUCUCAGCUUUGCUCAA